This is a messenger RNA of Cylicocyclus nassatus, 741 nucleotides long. The record is from the annotation of a GenBank genome assembly. NCBI's taxonomy places the organism in Eukaryota, Metazoa, Nematoda, Chromadorea, Rhabditida, Strongylidae.
AUGUCAGCGAUAUCAUUCAUCAUUUUCAGGUCCCAAGCGUCAAAUUAUGCUAUACCCGGGGCAGAAAUAGAAGAACCGACAACUCUAGCUAUUCCAGCAGAAUCACACCCAGACGUUGCAAUAGCCCCUGCUCCUGCUACCGUAUCAGCUGUCGCAGACGCGGCAGUAGUUGCGCCUGCUCCAGCCAUUGCGACUGCUCCACUUCCAGCCCCUAUUCUUGCUGUUGCGCCAUUCCUAAUACUGGCGUUUGCUCCUGUUGUAGCUCCUGCUCCAGUAGCAACACUACCAGCUGUGGCAGAAGGGGCAACAGUCGUAGCCGCAGCGCCAACUGUUGCAUCAGCUUCAGUUGUAGUCGCUCCAGCUCCUGUGAUUGCUGCUCCAGCGGCAGUUGUUGCUUCAGCUCCAGUCGCAGUUGCUCCUGUUCUAGCGACGGCUGCAUUCAAUCCUUAUAUUUCCCCGUAUGCAAUGUAUGCCAAUCACUACUUCCCGCGCACUGAAGUUCAUAACGUUGUUCGAUCUUACAAGAAAGAAAGGGGACAUUCGUCUGAUACUACGAUGAUUUCCGGACUUUUUCCUAAUCAACUCGGAGUUCCCCAUGCUCACACUGUCGAAACGCCGGUGGUAGCCGCUCCUAUAAUUGAGGCCCCGAUGGUAGCCCCUGUGAGAGCAGCACGAGAUCAUCGACAGAAGACUGUAAAGAAGACGGUUCGCAUACAUAAGGCUUUCGAAAAGAAAAUUUGA